This is a messenger RNA of Panonychus citri (citrus red mite), 1371 nucleotides long. RefSeq names its product cathepsin B-like. Bases 128 to 1135 code for a protein of 335 amino acids. The transcript has 4 exons. Gene Ontology annotation, molecular function: cysteine-type endopeptidase activity. Gene Ontology annotation, cellular component: lysosome. Gene Ontology annotation, biological process: regulation of catalytic activity. NCBI's taxonomy places the organism in Eukaryota, Metazoa, Arthropoda, Arachnida, Trombidiformes, Tetranychidae. The record is from RefSeq and is a predicted model, not a curated record.
AUUAGUUGAUUUAAAGAGAAGUAAUUAAAAUAUUAAUUGAUAGUUUUCAUAAUCAACAUUCAUGUGAAUUGACAACUUUAAGUGAAUCAAAGUUAAUUAAUCAAGUAAUUUAACUAUAACAAUCAAUAUGAGAUCAAUUAUUUUACUAAUUUGUUUAAUUGUCAGUGUUAAUUGUUCAGAAAAGGUCAUCUUAUCAUCAACAAUUAGCCCUUUGUCUGAUUUAAUGGUCAACAAAAUUAACUCACUCAACACAACAUGGAAGGCUGGUAAAAAUUUUGAAGGAUUAACAAUCAACCAAAUUAAACGAUUUCUUGGAGUGAAAAGAUUGUUACAAUCAAGUAAUUCAAUCGUUGAUUUGGAGACAAUUGAAAUCGAAUCAAACAUUCCCAAUACAUUUGAUUCUCGUCGAGUUUGGCCUAACUGUCCAUCGAUAUCAUUUAUCCGCGAUCAGGGAAGUUGCGGUUCAUGUUGGGCUUUCUCAUCAGUCGAAGCAAUGUCCGAUCGAACUUGUAUCGGUACUAAUGGUCGAACUAAAGUUCAACUUUCAUCGGAAGAUUUAUUAACCUGUUGCACUGAUUGUGGCGAUGGUUGUAACGGCGGCUACCCUGAAGCGGCCUAUCAGUAUUGGGUCAAUUCUGGUAUUGUAACCGGUGGACUUUACAACGGAACUGGAUGUCAACCUUAUAAAAUAGCUCCAUGUGAACACCAUGUACCUGGACCUCGACCCAAUUGCACCGAUGAACCAACACCCACUUGUGAACAUAAAUGUCAAAAAGAUUAUCCUAAAUCAUAUAAACAAGAUAAACACUUCGGAUUAAAAAGUUACUCAAUUGAACGAGAUGUUAAACAAAUUCAAUCGGACAUCAUGAGAAAUGGUCCAGUCACUGGUGCUUUUAAUGUCUACGCCGAUUUUGUAUCAUAUAAAUCAGGUGUUUACCAGAAACAUUCAAAUGAUUUACUCGGAGCUCAUGCAGUUAAAAUAUUGGGUUGGGGCGUUGAACAGGGUGUCCCUUAUUGGCUUGUAGCUAAUUCCUGGAACACUGAUUGGGGUGAUCAAGGUUAUUUCAAAAUCCACCGAGGGAACAAUGAAUGUGGAAUCGAGGAAAACAUUGUAACUGGAAUACCCAAGAAUUAAAUCUAAUCUAAUUGUGAUCAUUUGCUUUUCUGCGAAUUGUUGAUUAGAUUGUGAUUAUCAAAGAAAUGAUUGUUUGUUAUUACAGUUUAAUCAUCUCGAAUGAUCAAAGGUUCUCUUUUGCCAUUUAAUUGGAUUUUCGUACAUUUUUUUGGCAAACCUUAAUUUCUGAUUUAAUUUUGACAAUGAAAUCGAUUGAAAAAAAAGCAAAUUAAAUUGAUUUGAUUUAUGAAAAAAAA